AUGGGGUACACGAAGGACCAGCUUCUCGCGCGCCUCCAGGAGCUUAAGAUUUAUUUCACGUGCUAUGAUCACCCUGUUGUGUUGACAGUGGAGGAACAGGCCAAACAUGUUGGCCAUUUAGGAGGUGCUUUGAGUAAAAAUUUACUCUUGAAGGACAAGAAGCAUCGGUUAUAUGUUAUUUCUGCCCUUGCUGGCACCAAAGUUGACAUGAAAAUUCUUUCUCAACGUCUUGGGUUGGGAAAAGGUGGUCUACGAAUGGCUCCGGAAGAAAAUCUUCUAGAAGUACUUCAGGUGCCCUUAGGGUGUGUUACUCCUUUUGCGUUAAUAAAUGAGUCCGCAAGUGCUGUUUCACUUUUACUUGAUCAAGGUUUCAAGUCUAAACAGAUUUGCUACUUCCAUCCACUGACAAAUGAUGUGACAAUUGCUCUUAGCUCAAGCAACCUUGACAAGUUUCUCAUCUCCUUUGGGAAGCAACCUGCAUAUGUGGACUUGGAGGCUGCACCAGCUGUGGGUAAGGAUAAUCCUCCUGAUCUAGCACAUUUGGUUCCAUCUGGUGUGCCAAAUUCCUCAGAACAACCAGUUGAGAACGCAUCACAUACUAAUGUUCCUCAUCAUCAAAAUAAUGUGCCCAAAGAGACAGAAGUGAAGGCUAUCAUGACAAUUUCCAAAGUUCAGAGCAAGGGUGCAGAAACAUCGAGCAAAGUAGAUAAACCUACUACCAAUACCAGUGUUGACAAAUUUGUAAAUGAUGUGUUUGACAUCAUCUCCCCGUUAUUGUCUGAGGAAUUGAAGAAAUUGGACAUUAAGAAGGAAGAGCUUUCUUCGAUCUUAGAUGGCCUGAGGGGACGGGCAGAUCCAGAUUUGAAGAGUAUAGCGAUGACUCUGAAGAAUGCAUCAUAUACCAAUGGGUUUCACGCUGGUUUCAAAACCAUGCUGCAUCGUGGUUUAAACGGCUGA
This is a messenger RNA of Miscanthus lutarioriparius, 957 nucleotides long. Lineage: Eukaryota; Viridiplantae; Streptophyta; Magnoliopsida; Poales; Poaceae. The record is from the annotation of a GenBank genome assembly.